Silurus meridionalis is the source of this 1419-nucleotide messenger RNA. RefSeq names its product GTP-binding protein Rhes (gene rasd2b). The transcript is spliced from 2 exons. Gene Ontology annotation, molecular function: GTPase activity; GTP binding. The record is from RefSeq and is a predicted model, not a curated record. Lineage: Eukaryota; Metazoa; Chordata; Actinopteri; Siluriformes; Siluridae. Bases 192 to 1256 code for a protein of 354 amino acids.
GAAAUUUCAGAAGGUUGGACCAGUUUGAAAGUCCAGUUUUGAAGCAGUCGCUCCUGCAUACAGGCUGCUUGGGUAUAUAAGGCGGGUUGAAGAGGCGCACUGAACAUCUGAGCAUCUAACUCUCCACCUGACACACACUCACACACUGUGAUCCGAGUCGAUCACUUUACCUCCACUGAUCAUCUCCACUGAUGUCCCCGGCACUGACCGACACGAAGCCAAAGGACAUUCAGAGCUCCACGGUGCCGCGCAUGCAGCCCGGACGCGCGCCUGCCUUCCACCCGAGCUCCUCUAACACCUUCCUGACCGGCCUGGGGCUUGGAGGACUCGGAGUGCUCGGGGUAGCGGCCACCAUCUCCAAAGCGGGACUCGGAGUGCAGAGGCUGGCGGCGUCACAGCUCAUCAAGCGGCGCGAGAAGAAGGCGAGAGCGGACGAGGAGCGGAGCCAGACGGCGGCGGUGCUGCGCGCACGGGAGGCGCUGAGCGCCGGGCCGAAGCCGCAGAACUGCAGGAGGAUGGUGGUGCUCGGAGCGCCGCGCGUCGGCAAGACUGCCAUCCUCAAGCGGUUCCUGAGGGACGGCUUCGAUGAGCAGUACGAGCCCACGAGGGAGGACUUUCACCGCAAAGUCUACAGCAUCCGCGGGGAGACCUACCAGGUGGACAUCCUGGAUGCGAGCGGGGAGAGGGACUUUCCUGCCAAGCGCAGACUCUCCAUCCUCACCGGAGAUAUCUUCUUGCUGGUGUUCAGCGUGGACGACCGCGGCUCGUUUGACGAAGUGUGCGCUCUGCGCUCUGAGAUCUCCUCCGCCAAGGCGGCGCUGUUGCGCUCUAAGGCUCGAGGGAGCAGCGUUCCGCUGGUGGUGUGCGCGAACAAGGUGGACCUGCCCGUCGAGCAGCAUGCGGUGUCGCGUACGGAGGCCCUGCUCGCCUUCGCAGAGGGCUGCGCGCUCUACGAGACGUCUGCUAAAGAGAGCAGGAACCUGGAGGAGGUGUUCGCGGCACUGGCGGAGAGAGGAGGGCUCCCAGUCGAGACCGGACCGUCCCGGCACCGCAAGCUGUCCAUCCGCUCGUACCACAACAUCCUGCGCGUGGCGCGUCAGCGCGGUGGGGACGCGGCGUGCGGGGCGGUUCACCCGCUCGCACGCAGACCGAGCUUCGGGACGGACUUACAGCUCGCCCUCGCCUCACGUGAGGAGCAAACACACAGCAUGAAGCUCAGAAAAGUGGGGACACAUCCGGCCUGCCCCAUCCAGUGACCUCGAUUUACCCCUUCAUCCUAUUCAUAACCUUCCAUUAUACGCUAAAGUGGACUGUUCAACUCUCAUGAUCAUCCAUCCGUCCAUCCAUCCAUCCAUUCAUCCAUCCAUCCCUAUCCAUCCAUCCCUGUCCAUCCAUCCAUCCAUCCCCCAAUCAUCCUUC